Haplochromis burtoni (Burton's mouthbrooder) is the source of this 18036-nucleotide messenger RNA. Its product is annotated as protein diaphanous homolog 3. Gene Ontology annotation, molecular function: microtubule binding; actin binding; small GTPase binding. NCBI's taxonomy places the organism in Eukaryota, Metazoa, Chordata, Actinopteri, Cichliformes, Cichlidae. Gene Ontology annotation, biological process: actin cytoskeleton organization; actin filament polymerization. The coding region runs from base 455 to 3784 and encodes 1109 amino acids. The record is from RefSeq and is a predicted model, not a curated record. Gene Ontology annotation, cellular component: cytoplasm; actin filament. The transcript has 29 exons.
GAUUAAACAUGGGAAGCUGACGUAAUCAUUGCGCGGGUCUGUCAAAAAAAGUAUCUUAAUUUUACCCACCUAACGCUUCUGCUGAAACUCGUAAUGACUGUAUGGCUUUCAGUUAAUGUUCGGGUGAAUUUUGUAAGUCUUCGGGAAAAUUGUUACGUUUAAGGCGCAUUUUUUUAGUUAACGGAAAGUAGAGCAUUACGUGACAGUCAAUAAAUUGGAUUAGCGCUAAGUCAAGUCACCGGUGAAUGAUAGUAUUGUAAACCUGGCUAGCUAGCUAAACGGACAGGUGAGACUGAGCACUAAACAUUAAAAACGCUUGGACCUAGUGUUGUUAUGUGCUAAGCAUUUUCCUUUGUGUGGUCCUCUAGCUCUUCUGUCGUCUGCUAACGUUGCAUGCAAUAAAAGGUUUAGGUCUUCAGUAGCUGUCAGCUGGUGUAGAAGUCAUUGGGUCAUCAUGGAGAGUUACAGUCAGCGGUUUGAAUCCACCACCGGACGGGACAGUAAAUCUCAAAAGAAGAAGGGCUCCACUUCGUCAUACACCGAUGACGGAGACCGCAAACCAAAAUUUCACUUACCCUUUAGAAACAUCACAGAUGAUGUGCUGGACAGAUUUGCCAGUAUUCGGAUUCCCGGUAGUAAAAAGGAGCGCCCACCCUUGACACAAUCUAAGCACAAUGCAAACGACUGGUCCAGUUCUUCAUCCUCCACCUCACAUCAUUUUGAGGAACUAUCGUCAAAGAUAAACUCAGAAAAGGAGAUCUUGGCUCUUUUUGAAAAGAUGAUGGAAGACAUGAACUUGAAUGAGGACAAAAAGACUCCUUUGAGAGAAAAAGACCUCAACACAAAGAAAGAAAUGGUCAUUCAGUAUAUAUCAACUGCCUCUAAAACUGGCAGCUUGAGAAGCAGCCAUCAGAUUUCUCCCCAGGAAUUCCUUAGUGAGCUGAAGUCAGGGGUCAUGGAUGAACGUCUGUUUUCCUGUCUAGACUCACUGCGAGUGUCCCUUACCAGCAACCCCGUCAGCUGGGUGCAAAACUUUGGGCAUGAAGGUCUUGGACUGCUGCUAGACAUUUUGGAGAGGUUGCUAUUCAAGAAACACCAAGAGAAAAUUGACAAAAAGAACCAACAUAAAGUUAUCCAGUGUCUCAAAGCCUUCAUGAACAACAAGUAUGGCUUGGAUCGAAUUCUGGGAGAGGAGAAAAGUCUUGCUUUACUGGCAAGAGCCAUUGAUCCCAACCAGUCUGCAAUGAUGACCGAUGUGGUAAAGCUGUUGUCAGCCAUCUGCAUUGUAGGAGAAGAGAACAUUUUGGAGAAGGUCCUUGAAGCCAUCACCACAGCGGGGGAAUGGCGAGGCAUUGAGAGGUUCAGUCCCAUUGUGCAAGGACUACGCGAUCGCUCAGUUCAAUUACAAGUGGCAUGCAUGCAGCUCAUCAAUGCACUAGUAACAUCCCCUGAUGAGCUGGACUUCAGGCUGCACAUUAGAAAUGAAUUUAUGCGCUGUGGCCUGAAAGAGAUAUUGCCGCAACUGCUAGUCAUCAGGAAUGAGGCCCUUGACAUUCAGCUCAAGGUAUUUGAGGAACACAAAGAAGAGGACAUGAUGGAGUUCUCUCACAGACUGGAAGACAUUAAGAGUGAGCUUGAUGAUGCAGGUGAUAUAUUCAGUAUUGUGCAGAGCAUGGUAAAGGACAGCAGUGCAGAGCCAUAUUUCCUCUCUAUACUGCAGCACCUCGUGCUUAUACGAAAUGACCACUUGAUCAGGCCACAGUACUUUAAGAUCAUUGAGGAAUGUGUUUCUCAAAUUGUGCUCCACCGUAGUGGCACUGACCCAGAUUUCAGUUACCGCAAGCGCCUCGAUGUCGACUUUAGCCACCUAUUAGAGGUGUGCGUGGAUAAAUCUCGAAUAGAUGAAUAUGAACAACAAGCUUCGGAACUGGCACAGAAGUUUGAUGAGGAAUUUCUAAGCAGACAGGAGGCACAAGCUCAGCUGGUCAAGUGUGAAGAAAAAAUAGCUGAACUCCAAGCAGAGCUACAGGCCUUCAGGUCCCAGUUUGGAGCUGUACCCGUGGGGCCGGCCAAUGCUGGACAGGCAUCAUCUUCUUCAACAAUCCCAUCUGGGGUUCCAAUUCCUGCUCCAGCAUCUCUUGGGCCAGUCCCACCACCACCUCCCCCUCCGCCUCCGUUACCUGGUUGUCCUGCACCACCUCCACCACCUGGAAUGCCUCCUCCGUUUGGUGCUCCCCCACCACCCCCUCUUGGAUUUGGGGGUGGUCUAGGCUCACCUACCCACCACACUCUGCCUUAUGGCCUCAGGCCAAAGAAAGAAUUCAAGCCUGAAACCUCCAUGAAGCGCCUGAACUGGUCCAAGAUUCGUCCCCAAGAAAUGUCAGAGGGCUGUUUUUGGGUGCGGGUUGAUGAGGACCAGUAUGCAAAGCCAGAUCUGCUCAACAGAGUUGCUCUUACUUUUGGAUCACAGAGAACAGAAACAAAAGACUGUGAGGAGAGUGUACUGGCAGAGGAACCACCUAAAAAAGAAGAGGAGGAUACAGAGGAUAAGAAAUCCAUAAAGAAGAGAAUUAAAGAGCUGAAGGUGCUCGAUCCAAAGAUUGCACAGAAUCUGUCCAUCUUCCUAGGCUCCUUCCGCAUCCCUUAUCAGGAAAUUCGACGCAUGAUAGUGGAGGUCGAUGAAGAGCAACUCUCUGAACCUAUGAUCCAGAACCUUGUAAAGCACCUACCGGAGCAGGAGCAGCUUAAUGCGCUGGCCACAUACAAAAAUGAGUACUCUAAUUUGUCAGAGCCUGAGCAGUUUGGGGUUGUGAUGAGCAGUGUGAAGCGGCUGCGUCCUCGCCUCAGCCACAUCCUCUUCCGGCUUCAGUUUGAGGAGCACGUAAAUAAUCUGCGACCAGAUAUUCUGGCCGUAAAUGCCGCAUGUGAUGAGGUCAGGAAGAGCCGCUCCUUUGGCCGCUUAUUGGAGCUGGUGCUACUACUGGGGAAUUACAUGAAUGCGGGCUCUCGAAACGCCCAAUCAUAUGGCUUUGACCUGAGCUCCCUUUGCAAGCUAAAGGACACCAAGUCAGCAGAUCAGAAGACAACCUUACUUCACUUCCUGGCACAAGUAUGUGAGGACGAAUUUCCAGACGUGGUCAAGUUUCUUGACGACCUAGAGCAUGUGGAUCGAGCAAGCAGAGUGUCUGCAGAGAAUCUGGAAAAGAGCCUCAGGCAGAUGGAGAGGCAGCUGUUGCAGCUGGAGAGAGACCUGGAGACUUUCUCCUCCUCCGAUGACCCCAACGACAUGUUUCUUACCAAAAUGGCUAGCUUCAGCAAAGUUGCACGGGAGCAGUAUGACAAGCUGGUGAUCAUGCACGGCAACAUGGAGACGCUGUAUCAGAACCUGCUGGAGUACUUUGCUAUUGAUCCUAAGAAGACUUCUGUGGAGGAGCUGUUCACUGAUCUCAGCAACUUCCGUUCAAUGUUCACUCAAGCACUGAAAGAGAACUUCAGGCAGAGGGAGACGGAGGAGAAACAGAGGAGAGCGCGGGCAGCAAAGGAGAAGGCAGAGCGUGAAAAGCGGGAGAGACAGCAGAAGAAGAGGAGGUUGCUGGAAGUCAAUGCAGAGAAUGAUGAGACAGGUGUGAUGGAUAGUUUGCUGGAAGCCCUACAGUCAGGAGCUGCAUUCAGAGACCGCAGGAAGAGAGCGCCAAGACCCAGAGAUAACCACCACCAGACGAUCAGCCCCAGCUCCUUCCGCCAGGUCCUCAGGCCUGUUAAUUAUGGUAAAAACACAAGAUAAAAAAACUGUUAAAGCCUAAAGCACGUUCAGCGCUAUCUUUCAUCUGCUCUUGGAAAUCAGCCUUAAACUGCUCUUGCAUGUGUUAUAUUGUAAAUUCAUAUAUGUUCUGCCUUUUUGUGUGUUAAGUCACCUUGUUAUUUGUUCCUUUAGCUUUUUGUGACCUUGCAUGUUCUUUCUGCAAUUAUGCAAGACUAUUGGUAAAGCAAUUUGAGUCGGUGCUAUGUGUGGAUGUUAAGAAAGUUAGGAUUGAAAUUCUCUGAAAGUAGUGUGUGGGCUGUUCUGGUGGCUCAGUUUGAUAAGACUCCUAAAUUGUGUAGUAAGUGAAGCAUUUUGAAUGCAGUGUUUUUGUAGUAGCUGGGUUCUUUCACAUUCUUUAAAUCCAGGAGAGAAUAACAUUUUUCUUUGGAAUUUAUCAAGUCUGACCUAUGGACUGUGUGUUUCUGAAGAGUGCUGAGGCAUACAGAUAAAGUGCUAUGAUACACGUUGGAUAUAAGCCACUUGUAGCCUAGAUUGCUUCAGGUAUUUAAUAUUCAUCAUCGUCAUUUAGUACGUUCAUAUUAUUGUUUUAAUGUUAAGACAUCUAUCUGUAUAAUGUCCUUAGAAUGGCGAUUGGAUUGGCUACUAAUUAUGCUAAAUUCAGUUAUCCUAUAUUACUCAUACUUGUGAACAGAUAUUGUGCGUUUAGCUGUAAACAACAGCUUUCUUUUGUCAAAGGUUCUGCAAUCAUCACCAAAGCACUUAAAAAUUUAUUCUGUAACCCUAUUACCUCUUAUUAUUUGUAAUUGGAAUCCCAGUCGGCCAAGUGCAGGCACACAUGAAUAAAAUUAUUCACGCUCAAUCCACCCACAUCAUUGAUGGCAAUGAUAAAGGGCCUGGCUCUGUUGUUCUGCUACAGCUUAUCUGAAAUUAGAUUGGAAAGGGAUGAGGGGGAGGGAUAUAUAUAGGGUGGGAGGAAAGAGACAGAUGUGGCUGUAACACAAGAAAUGGAGAGAAAUGGCGUGAGAUAGAGCCACUUGGUAAGGGCGAAAGUUAGGAAUAAUGUGAGAGAGAAAAAUGGACUCAGUGCAGUGUGUGUGUGUGUGUGUGUGUGUGAGAGAGAGAGAGAGAGCGAGUGAGUGAGCCAGUAACUCUAAGAGGGAACAAGCCAAAGCUUUGUACUAUUAGCAGGGGAUUAGAGUAAAUAAUAACAGUGUGAACUGUAAAGGAGCUGCUGCUCAGUGUCCAUGUGGUGCAAAAGACCCCAUGGGGUGUGGUGCAGGUAAGAAGUUGCUGGAAGGUUGCUGACCCAGCUGCCCCCUACUGGCAGCUUCAGACAUGGCGUGUUGAUUAAUAAUGCUCAAGGCUUUAGCCUGUCACUGCAGGCAUCAUACUCACUGCCAGCCUCCCAGAGCAAACACAGCUAAUUACUUUUCUCUGCCCAGCCCCAGCACCAGCUCAGCCCUCUCAGUGCCCAUUCAUCUUAAUUUCCCCCUCUCUGCCAUCUGCCUCCUAAAUAACACUCCUCCUCAUUUCCCUACCAUCCCAUAUCCCCGCUGUCUUUUUCUAUACACUCAUGGCCAUGCAAUGGCCCUCCCCAUACAUAAUUGCCUGUUAUUGGUAUGGAGUGUCUCCACUGCUCCUGCCUCACCCCUUCUUUCCCAUUUCCCUUCUCUCCUUUACUCCUACAGAGAUCCAGGCCUUAAUUGCCCAGAGUUUAGUCGUUGGAGUGAGUGAAACCCACAGGAUGCUCUCUGUUUAUUUGGGAGGUGAUGAAGUUUAGUCUGCGGCACAAGCACUUAAACAGCUGCUUUCACUUUCACACCACGCUACCACCUCCUUUUCCCACUGUUUUAAAUACCCUUUAAUAAUUGAUCUCAGGGGUCUUGCUUCACUCCAGUGGAGCAGCAAAGAGAAUUAAAACAGAAACAUCUGUGCCAGAAGAUACUGUAAUUAGUGGUAAAGGAGAGAGAUUUGAAUGGUCAAUCUGAACAUGCAUGGUGCCAUUAAGUUUUUGCAUCAAGGGAGUCUCGAGUACACCACUCUGUUGUCGGUGCCAAACAAAUCAGAUGGCAGAUUUUUAGAAUGCUGCCUAUCACAGUGUGAUGAGACUGUGGAGUAGUUUGAUAAUGGUUAUAGUGCUUUGUAGUCAUGAUGAGUUUGAUUGCCACGGAAUAGAAAACAGGAUUAGAAGAUGGUUUGCAGUCUCCUACACUGUUUGUUGCACACAAAUGAAUGCAGUCUCUCUCUUUUUAUCCCUUUCCCCUUCGCUUUCAUGCACUCUUUGAUUUGAGGUUGGGCCCCAGUUUGAGUCCCUUAAUUUUCCUCAGCAUCCUCUGUCUCUCACAUCUUGUCUCCUGGUCUACCCCUAAAUUGGCUCAGCACACUUUAACAUGAGCCAGCAGCUAAGGUGUUUAGCUAGGUCUGCAGUCUCCCCGAGCACACGUACACACAUAGACAUAAAAGUACACAGAAACACCAGCAGACUUUAGGAGAUGAAGGUAAGCAGGCUUUACGAUGGCUGUGGCCUGGGUUAGGAUAAGGCUCUGGGGCUCUGGGGCUCCUCAACACUCUAAAUUGGAUUGGGCUCCACAGAAUGAUGGAUCGAUGGUGGUUAGCCACACAGGUGUAAGAUACUUAUUGAAUCUAUAAAGCAGCCAUAGCUUUUUAACUGUGUCCUUCUGAAAACAUCUCUCCAGGCGCUCUCUGGUCAUUUCUGGCUUCUUUGCAAGAUCUCAUCACAGCCUUGCUGACUCCCAAGCUGGCGUGUGCAUGUACAUAUCUAGGGAAAUCACACAGCUGCAUGUUUAAUGGUCGUGUUUGACAGAAAGACAGAGAAAAGGAAAACACAGAGAGUGUGCAACACAGCACAAGCCAGAGGUGCAUUGUGUAAUGCCCUUGUCUUGGAUGAUCUAUUAUGGAAAGUGUGGGGUGGAAUGGGAUCUAUGAAGGAGUAAAUGUCUUUGUCUUUAAGAGCAAUUACUUCAGAUGUCUUUAGUGACACCCGACCUAACAAUUAUCAUGUGUGAUAUAGCUCUGAACUAGAGCUUGAAAUUGAUGUAAAGGUCACUUCACAAAGUCACUUAGCCCUUUUUACCAAGUUUUUUUCCUUCUUACUUGCAGUUGAAAGCAUUAAUGCUUAAAAGUAAGCCUCUAGUUAUUGGAGAUCUUCUGUCCUAUGUGUUUGACGAGUCAACUUUAUGACCCUUUUUGCUGAAUUUAUUUCUGUGUAAUGUCAGAUACUUGGUUCGUGCAGGCGGCUAUUCAGUGCUGAUUUUAAAUGGCUUGGGUAUAGGUGCAAGUGGUAGUGGAAGAUGACUAAUCGACUUAAUUUGAGACUCAACCCACGGUGUCUUUGAGAGGUUGUUCUGAAGAAAAUCAUUACGAUGAAACUGGGGUGAGUGUGCAGUUAAAAUGGAAGUUUAAAAAGUACAAUAAAAUAGAAAGUUUGUUUCCACCCGACUCUGUGUGUUCUCGUGUGCUCACAUGUGGGUGAAAAGCUAGCAUUGCUGGAGCUUCCUGAGGCUGGAUACUCAAGUGGAAUCUGCCGUUAGAUGCUCGUCUUUUUUGAUUGGGCCACUUAUAGACUAUGAUAUGUGGAUUCCACUGCAGGAUGACUGUAUCCUGCAGAUUGCAUAUGGGCUUUUUCAAUCCUUUUCAUAUUCUUGUUCUUUCAAGAAAAAUGUGUGAAAGCUACCAGUCCCUCAAAACUUCCUAAGUCUCAUCUUUAAGUUUUCUUUUAUUUCUUCUUUGCCUUGCCGCUUUUCUCCAGACGUGGCAUAAGCAGAAAAAAAGGGAUUAUUAAACAUUUCAGUGAACUCGAGACAAAAAAAAAGAGCAGCACAGCCUCUCUCUCCUUACUAGAUCUAUUUCAAUUGAUGCAACACGUCAUUGUUUUAAAAGUGUAACUGUAAAAGUUGCUGAUUUAUCCACAUUUGGUCAUCAUAUAUCAUCCACACAUCACAUGCGGCCCGCGCGCUUUUCAUUAAAGUGACAGAUUAUUGUCCAGAAGCUUCUCAGCCGGAACAAUGUUCACUUUCACACACACGUACUCAUGCAUACAUGCAUAAAAACUGUCAGCUUUUACCCUGUAUUUUAAUCAUGUGCACGGAGAAGGUUAAAGGCCAUUCUGGUGUUGCACUGUUAGCCGUGUCUAAGGCUUGGACAGGUGUACUGCUCUCUGUAGUCAUGUCCACAGUCAUCUGGCCACUUGGAGUCACAAUGUGUCUCUUAUUGCCACACUUGAUUGGUGCUUUAGAUGUUUAACUGUUCUUGUCGACAAAGGUAUAUCCAGAUGGGAAAAUGUACCUUGACCUGCCUUUGCCUGUCUGUCUGAAGUGCUGCACUUGGUGUGUGUGCAUGUGCAUGUCUGAGCCGGUGCACAUAUUCAUUGAACAGAUGGAGCAAGAGGGCACCUUAACAAAGUGGCUGUUGUAAUUAGGUCUAGCCUUUACGGUGCGACUUGUGGAAUAGUAAUUGAGGGUUGUAGAGAGCCCAAAAGGAAGCGAUUUCAUUUUUUUUUAUCCAGACUUUGAUGAGAAUAAUAGAAUCUUUUGCAACAAUGCCCCUCCACGUGCUUACAUUUGCACUCAUUCACACAUGUAAGCAGCCUGUGUCAAACAGUCUGAUCUGCUGGCCACAGGAUUUCUUCUUGCUCUGCUGGCGAUUAAUUGCCACAUACACGUAGUGGUCUAAAGAUUUAACCAGCAAUGUCCAUGCACAAUCCAUCUUCCCUUAAUUUGAAGGCCAGAAGCGGCAUCUACCUAGUGUCUGUCUUAGGGCAACUGUAUGGCAUUUAUUUGCAAAUGCACCAUGUUCCCCAUGUGUAAUACAGGCCGUAAUUAAGAUUAUGUGACAUGUCACACUCGAUGUAAUCAUGAUGCUGUUUACUUCUUGUACUGCCUUAAAGGCAAGGACAUAGGUAAUAAAAAUGGCUUUUAAUGGCUCCCACAUGGGCUGCUGCUUCCUGGAUAUGCAGAGGUGUUUUUUAUUGGAAAGGGUUUUUUGUUUUUUUUUGGGCACACAUCACUUUGUGUCAAAACUAAUGACUGUUGUAAUUGGACAACUUCUGCAAAAGUUACCAAUUAUUCAUUAAUGGCAUGUAUGAAUUUCUUCCAUCCUUAUUUAGUGGUGUAUUGAAAAAAACAUUCUGACAAAUUUUGGUGAGCGUUAAUUUACAUAUGGGCGGCAUACAGUGAAUGUGUCAUGUGCAACAGACUUAAACAGAAAGCAUGAAGGUGCAUUUGCAGAGAUAUAUGAAUGCAAAAAUGAAAAUGACUGAGAUUUAUGGAAAAAAAAUUAAUUGCUGUAUAUGUGAUUAUUUCCAUGCAAAGAUGUGUUUGAUUGGCCCGCCAGUUAAAGGAAGAGAGGUUACAUGCGCUAUGAUCAUUACAGUAAGAAAUGGCACUCCCUUUUAUCUUAUAGUCCUUUCCAGAAUGUAAGAAGAUGAGGAAGUGAAUUAGUCUGGCUAGUGAGGUCACUGUAGACUGGACACACAUGCUUCCACACACACACAAACCGAGCUCCACUGUUCAGUCCUAAAUAGAAAACAGAUGAUAACGAACACCUCUGCACUCUGCUCCAUGUCUCUGUGCUGUACAUCCCACAUUUUAGCCAAGUCCUAAGCCGAUCAGGCUCCUCAGAUAUCCACUUUUAGCUGGAUUAUGAGGAAGCUUGGCUGUAAUAAAGGCUGUGAAUCGUGAAAUAGAAAGUGGUGUUCAGCAUGUCGAGCCAAGGACCCUAAUCACUCAGCCCAUUCACACCAGCUCAGACCCCAAACAGCAGGUGAAGCUUUUAAUGUUCGAUUCUUAUUCAGCUGGCUUUUGAGCUUCUCCUGGUCUUUCUUCACAUGCUGUCUCGUCUUCUGACUGCCUAGAUACACAUCUUAUGUGUCAAUGCACAAAGGUCUGAUGAUUCAUAAGCGGUUAGGUUUAAAUACACACCUGAAUUUUUUAAAUGUGACUCUUAGAACUGCUUUGAUCUCUUUCAAAUCUGUAGUAUUUCAUUGCUUUCUUCUUUCUUGCUGUCUUCAUAUUCUUUGUUUCUCCUCUACAUUCCUUUCUCUCAUGAGCGUGUUAUUUACAUUGAUUGAGAAUAGGCUCUUACAUACUGCUCUAGUUAAUAAUGCAGUGAGAAAUGAAGUCAUUUUCACCAUGGCUUUGUGCUAAUUAAAUUUUACAGCAGUCUUAUCGCCCCAGCCACACACAUUCCUGGUCCUCCCACAUUCACCAGUGCCAGCAGCCAUAUCACAUAGCCGUCAGGAAGAGACCGAGCUAGGGAGAUGAUUAUAUGAACUUAUGUUGUUAUGGGAGGGAAAUGAGCGUUAUCGUCUCUUUAUAUCUAUGCUUUCUACAAAGAGAGGUGCUUCAGUUCUGUCUCUGUAGUAAUACCUUUGUUAAAGUAGUCUUAGAAGUGCUAUAUAAAUACUUUUUCCCCACACAGAUUAACAUUCUGCAUCAGUCUUGUCUUUGCCUUUUUUUGUUUGUUUUUGGCUGCCUCUCAUAUUUUGUUUUUCAGUCUAUCAUUUGUAGCUGGUUACACUGUGAACCUUGGCAGGACAAACAACAUUUGUUUGCAUGUGUUUUGAAUGUUGCUAUCAAGCUUUCUUGAUUCAAAGACAAGAAUUUAGGCAGGAGUGAUUAAAGAUGAUAAAUUCUAGUACCCCUCUUGUAAAGACUCAUGUCAAUAUCAUUCUUUGGUCCACCAGACUCGCACAGAAAAAGUUACAGGUGAUCCCAGUGCUUACUUUUUAAGCUUUGCUGAUAAAAGGAAAACAUUAUUCCAAACUGCGUCAUCUCUCUGCUCCUCUUUGUGGAAGUCGCUUGUGCUGCCACUCCGCCUGCUCUGUGUCUCCUCACUGAUCCAGAAGCUCUAAGUGCAGCGACAGGAGUUUCCAUGCCGACAGAACGGGAAGGCCAGCCCUCAGGCAGCAAGAUCUGUUUGAUGCUGGAUCCUACCCUCCCUUAGAGAGCAGAAUUUGGGCUUUGCUUAUCUACUAUAUAUAUUGCCCUUUUAUGUCCAUAUGCUGGCUCAUUCACACAUUAAAGUGCAUGCAGUCACAUGCAUUCACUUGAACUCAUACACAGUCGCACAAACACACAGACACAUCCUCUUGUAGACACUCAGCCUUGAGGCACAGGGCCAUGUAUGUAUCUCUGGCCUCUGGGCUAAAGAGCUUCAUUAUUCAGGCACUCACUUUGAUUAGCAUCCUCGGAGGUACAAAUUAGCAAACAAGCUCAAGUGUUCCUGUGAAGAAAUGCCCUCUGCGGACAUAAGAACAUUUCACAAGUAUGUGAUUUUCCCUGCCAUUCAGAUGAUGACAGUUUCUCCUAGUGAGAAUAUUCUCUAAGCAUGUAUGGUUUUAAGCUUUGUAGAAACCAUACUAUAAUGAAACAUUUGGAGCUUAAUAACCUAAUUCUCUCCCAGCCUGAACCAGUCUUUUCAUUCCUCAAAAAUUAUUUAUUUUAGUAGCACUCCUUUUGCUUUUAAAAGAAAUAUUCUUCUUAGUGUCUUGGAAAACAACCCCUAAGUGAAGAAAGGUGAUGGUUGUGGUAUGCAGGGCUCAACAGUAUGAGUGUCACACUUGGCAUUUGAGUCCAAAGAAGCCAUAUAUGCAAGAUGUAAAAUAUAUUUAGGAACAUGCACAUGAUUUAAAAGUGUUAAAAUAAUUCAGACGGGGCAGUCUCUGUCUUUCAGUGAAGAAAAAGUCUGAUAGCACAAGAAUGACACCUCUCUUGGGUAUAGUUUAUGUUUCAAGCUGCAGCCUCUCUCCCCUCUGUCUGGGAAACACAGUGGACUGAACAUGCAGCACAGCAGUCGACGUGAAGUGAAAUAUGCUGUCAUCCCAGGCAGUAGGAAAAUAUACAGGCUACCUGCAGGAAAAAUGUUGUGUUCAACACUGAUAACAGUAGAACUAAGUGUUAUGUAUGUGCUUUGUAUGUUCGUGUGUGAAUGUAUGACACAUUACUUUUUAUAUGUGCACCGUGGCGUGAGUGGCUUUUUUUUCGCCAUCCCUGCGCCAUUAGUGUGCGCAGAUGUAGCUCGUGCAUGCGCAUUGUCAGAGACUGUUUUUCAUUCAGGUGAAAAUUCCUAGAGCUGGUGUCUGCUCUAUAAUAACCAUACUUGACAUUUCUCUCUCCUCCAGCCUGUGGAGACUAACAGAUGCUUUCCAUUCCAGUUGAACCCAUUAAGGCCUUCUCUUCUCUACUGCAUCCACUGGCCUGUCCUUUGGCAGGGCCUUUCUGAAUGUCAAAACUCACUGUUUAGCAUCACAAUAAAGCAGAUACGGGGCGAAAGAGUAAAGGAAUGGAAAUAGCUGCUGGCUGGCAAAGGGCAUGGACAAAAAUAUUUAUUUUUAAGACUGACAUUGCUCAUUCAGUGUUGUGUAGCCUGGAUAUUUUUUAUGUACUAUAUUUUUUUACGUUUAUUUUGGACACCCAGUGACUGUAAUAUAAAUCUGGCUUAACUGUCACUGUUGACUUUUAUUGAACGACUGAUUAUACUGGUUACAGUUCUUUUCUUCAUAUUUCUAGUUGUUAGAAAAAGACUUACAAUAGUGCAUUUGGCAUUCUUGACUUGAAAAUCAAGAAAAUGAGACUUUUUACCUGACCUCCUUCACUGUUAGUCUUAAAAUGUGUUACUUUAAUGUUAAAACAUCAGUAUUAAAAUGCCUGAAAAGUUCAUGCUUUUGACAUAUCAUUUCCAUCCAGUUUAACUAAUGAAGUAAAAAUUGCACGGGACAGUGAAACAUAUUUUAUAAAUCGGCCAUAUUAAUUAUCCUUAAUUAAUCACAUUAGAGCCCUGUGGGAAUAUGGGUUCAAAUUAAACAAUAACAAAUUCAACAGAGAAUAUGAUUGACAGAAUAUAAUGAAUACUUUACAGAUUUAUAUAAUAAUCUUUGGAAAAGUCAUUGAAAGAAUAAUUGAUGACUUUAAAUCUUAAUGCAAGUUUUGAUUAAAUUGAAAACAUAAUAAUCAUGCCCAGUAGACUUGAUGAUUGUUUUGGUUUUUAGGCCGUGGCAUCAGUGGCUAGUUUUGAUUUGUGCACAAACCUGAUUAUUUUUCUUUACAGGGAGGUAAUUAGCCUGGCUAGUUUGAAUGGUAAUUACAACGUCAACCAAAGAGGAAAGAGACCGUCUAAAUGUAUUUCACAGAUAGUUCUGUGUUUGUCCACAAAGGCUGGCACGCGUUCACAUACACACAGAUUUUAUUCAGCGUGCAGGAGCGUCUCCAGCCAAGCGGAAUUAUUUAUAACAAUUGUUUUGAUACUGUAUAACUUUACAAUUGCAAACUAAAAUAACAGAAAAUUGCUCAUUUUCUGCUAGUGCUUAAAACAGGCAGAGAUGUUGGGGUAUAUUUGACUGCAUCAGCUCUACUGCUGUAUGCAUCUCCUUAUUCUCAAUUUGAGGUCUGCUCGCACUGAAGUACAACAUUGCAACAAACAGCAGAGCUUUCAAGAGAAACAUUUGUUUGAUUUUCUUCAAAAGAAUAAAUACAAACAGCAUUCAUGUUUCGCACAUGUAUAAUCACUACAAUAUAUUCAUGAUUGAUAGUGUAUAAUGUAGCUGUACAUUAAUAAAUGCUGAUUCCUGAUUUAUAAACAUAUGUGAAGCCUUAUGUGUGGCGGUUCCAGCUAUGUCCACUGGCAAUAGACAAAUGAUAAACAAUUGUGUAAGAUAUAAUGCAAUAAGAGAAGUUGUAACUCUUUACAAUAUCCUGUCCAGACACUUUCUUUCCAAUCUCAGUGUUACUAACUUGUACAGUUUUUGUAUAAUGCUUUUCAGUACUAUUAAGGGGAAAGAAAUGUAUUAUCACCUUGGUUUUGGUCCAGAGCAGGUAGAUUAGUCAUAGUGCGUUAAUCAUCCUCAGCACAUAACCAAAACCAAUUUAAUAUUACUGAACCAAUGGCCGUGAUACUCUGUUUUUUAAAAAUUAACGUCAGCUCUAGUAAUAUUGCUCAAAGAUCAUUUUUAAGUGCUUAUGUUUUGUUGACACAUCUCAUUCUGGUGAAAUAACAUUUCUGCGCCAUGCUGUGCACAGGCCCAUUUCUUUUCUAGAAGAGAUCAAAAGGGCAGUUUGUCUCUUAUUUUCUAUUGAAUUUAUACACACUCUAAGAAGUGGGGGUUUUUUUUCGCCCUAAUAUUAAGUUUGGAGGUCAACGUGAAGUUGUCAUAGAAACAACUUCACGUUUAAAAAUUUGGACUGUAUUUGAAAAUUAGCCAGUUGACUGUGGAAGUAGUCCAAAUCUCUGAAGGAGCCAUGCAGUAAAUGUCAUUGUCAGCUGUGGCAUAAUGUAGAGGUAAGAACACUGAGUUCUUGCUAAAAGGGAUUCUUCUUGUUUGUUUGAGGAAGGGGGGAAAGCACAGAGUGAGCUGUUCUUAUAUGAAGUAUUUGAGAAUAAGAAUGGCGUUUUCAGUUCUGAGUCUAAGACUAAACUAUUGGAAACUUUAACAACCAUUAUUCAACUUACUAGCACACAUAGACUUGACGUUGUCCCUGGAUGACAGCUCUGCUUAUUUCUGUGCUUUUUCCUGUAUUACAGGGGAAAGUGUUAGACUGGCCAGCCUGCAUGAGCUCAGUGUGAGUGUGAGAAGGUUAAAGAACAAGGCUUAUCAAUCUAACAAGGUUUUAGAAAGAGGCUGACUGCUUGCAAAUCAUCCAUCAGCCUCGGCAGCGGGUUCAGUCUGAGCUCUGACAAUGGAAGGUGUUUGGGCUACAGCAAGAGGGGACAUGAUUUAUCAGGGAAGUGAGCGAUUAUGCGAAGCCUCUGCACAUGAGAGACGGGCAGAACUAAAAAGAUGAUCUCAUAUCAUUUCAUGAAACAUGCAAAGAAUAGUUCAUGGGUGCUUGUGAAAAAUAGCCACAUGAAGACACUGUGGAUAAAUGAAGCGUGGGUCUGCCCGAGUUUGAAUGGAGAACAUUUCAUGGGAUUCAACUUCAAGUAGAACUUUUUCCCCCCUCUAAAGUAAAUGCAGAACAGCCCGUGAGUGCUAAGAAACUCUUUCUGAUGACUUAAUGAGAAUUUUGUAUUAAUUAUUGUAAUCAUUGGCCUUCUAGCUUGUCACUCUGGCGUGGCAUAUUUAAAAACAUCUUACUUUGAAAGAAAUGACAAAAUGUUGCACUUUUCCCCUUUUUAAUGGAUAAUUAUCUGUCUCAGGUUUUGGAGAAGGGAAAAUGAUGAGCACCAAAAUAGAUCACGGAAAGAGAAAAGUCUCUGAUCUUCUCCUGGCACUGUAGUGGAAUCAAAUAUGAAACGCUUAACGUUAAACCACGUCGCUUUUCAUGUGCAAAUUCGACUUCACACAUUGACAGUUCACACUGGCUCAGUGGAUGACUGGUUUGGAUCUUACUUAUGUCAUCUUUUUUAUUAAAUAUAAGUCAUUAUCUUUUGUCCCUGUUCCCAAGACUGUGAAGGAAUCAUACUUCGAUGAAAGGGGGUAAAGAAGUUGACAUCCACUUUAGUCUGCUUAAGUGAUUCACUUUGAAGAUUCAAACAGAGAUAAAUAAAUAUCAACAAACAAUGAUUACAGACCAACGCACCUCUCUUUUCAGCCUUUUCAAAUUUUCAGAGGUGGUUGAUAGACGCCUCGGGUAUUUAGAUGGAGAGCAAGAGAGACUUUGAGAGCUAAAAUAAGAGGUGACUCUGCCUGUAGACUGUUUGUGUAUGUAGAACAGAUGGAUUUCUUUAUGGAAUCCUUUCAACAGCUCACACCCUGAGCUGUUUUUCUAGUUUCUCAAAUGAGCAUAGAGCAGCAUUAUAAAUUUGAGCUUUUAACUCUACAGAUUUUUAUUUUUUAUAAAGGCAGGGUAGGUGAUUGUCCAAGUUUCAUAUUGUUGUGUUGCUCUGUGUAUGCUAGUUACACUACACCCCAUACUGUUCUAUGCCAGGCCUAAUCCCCAUGCAAAGGCUCUUCAGAUGGUUUUUGAUGCUUAGAAAUGUAGUGAAAAGCAAAAAAGGGAAACAUUUUUUUAAGUGACACAUAGAGAACACAAAGACGUUGCAGUGUGUUACGGAAGAGAGUGUUGGAAGUAGGUUCUCACAAAUGUUUGUUGUUGCAUUUUGCCUUUAUAAAUAUACCUUGAUGUGUAAGUGCUUAAUGGCUGAAGCUCUGAGAGCCUGUCAUUGAUUUCAUACUACGUUACAGCUGCAGAUAUUUUUCCUGGAGCUAAAAAUAUUUGAUAAUAUCACAUCAAGAAUGCGGUCAAACCUCUUUUGCUCCCACUUAAAUGGACAAAGAAUAUGUGUCAGAAAACUAAUCUCACCGAUUUUUUUUUCCAAGGACUGAUGAAUGCCCAAUAUAUAGUGUGUUCCCAACCUUAGAUGCAGGCAUCAAAGAGAUAAAUGGGGAAGCCUAUCGAGUAUUCUCAGCACUGUUAUUGUCGUCAAGAAAAUAUACAAUUGUCAAUCACACCAAUAGCAAAUGACAGAAAAACAGUAGCGGGAGAUUGUCUGAUUCCGGAGCAAAUUUAAUUUAAAUAACAACAGUAAGCACAAGAACUAAUUGAGCAUUACACUUACUGUGCCAACAGUGUUUUGUUUUACCUAAAAUACAUUUCUUUCUCUUAAUUUUACAUCUUAAGGGUCAAGAUGUCAGUUUGAUCAAAUAGCACAAAAUUCACUUUCACUGUAUUGAUGGAGCAGCACGAAUCUUAGAGACGGAUAUCUUAAAUCCAAGCAGAUAGAAGUGAGACUGUCUGCAUGGCUAGAUACCACUAGAGGUAAAGGGGAAAAUAUGUCUUUGUGUAAUUCGUGUGAAGUGACCCUUCAAGGUGAGUUAAAGCACAAUUCCUCUGAGUAAAGCUGUCCAGACCUUAUGGUUCUGUACUGCGUAGCUGACCAAAAUGGAAAGUUUAAAAGAGAGUGGAAUGGACAAGGAUGCUGAGCUCAAAGUAAAAACAAAGGAAAUAAACAAUGUUAGAAGACAGGUGUCUAAUUCUUUUUUUUUUCUUUUUUUUAAUCGCUCUUCCCUUCUGCCUUUCUCUCGCUCUUGAAUGAUGAAAUUGCCAAUGAUUUAUUACAAAUGUCAGCGACAGGCGCAGCAGACUGCUGUUUUGUCCCUGUCAGAGCCAAGUAGAGCCUGAGGUAGGCAGCUUUACUUAUCAAUCAACUGUUUUCUCCUCUCUUCUGCCACCACUCAGUUACAACCAUGUUGGUCUUUGGGUUGCAGACUGGUAAGCUUUGUACUGAGUUCGUACAAGUGAAGAGACAAGAAGUGACACAAAACCUUUUUGUUGUUUAAAGGCAGUGCUUUUUUUAUCGCUAGUCCAGAUUCUCCUGUUACCAAAGCCAUCUAAAAACCUUGCUGUAAAUGUUAUCUACAGUUUAGUUGUGCAGAGGUGCAGAGUUAGUUGUGUAUGAAUUAUAUAAACAGAAGAUCAGAACUUUCCUAGUUGGCUAUAAGCUUCAUGAUUAGUAGAUGGCAGAUGGGUGACCUGUGCUACCACUCACUAUUACAUAUAGGCAGUCUUGUGAACCAACCAGUCAAGCAAAGUAGCUGUGUUGCUACUGUGUUGAUUAUUUGAGGAUUUGCAAGGAAGAACCGCCCUGGAGCUACUCUUAAUUAUCUAGCAUUUCCAAAGCCUUUGACUGUGCAUUUACAGACUAUUUACUUUUUUUUCUACCUUCAUAAUUCAUACCCUAUUGUUAGUUUUUGAUGAGGUCUUGCUGCUUAAUUACAGUUGUAUUUGAAAGGUCUUUGUUUAGCAAGAGCUAAUUUGUUAGACUUUUUUUUUUCUCAGAUAGAAGACCGAGGGGUGAGGUUGAUGUCAUUUGCUGUCUCUCACCAAAGUAAAGCUUGCGGAGGAAAACAGUAGCUAAUGACCUAAACCAUGAAAAGCUGUGAACCAUGAAAGACUGUCAUCUUUGUUGGAAGAAGGAAUAAACUUUUUCUACAAUGCCAUACAGAUAAGUGACUUCAGGUGAAUGUGGACUAAAAAGACUGGUGUUAAUCUCACAGCCUGCUGUUGCAAUUAUUUGACAGAUGGUGGAAAAAUGACCAACUACUACUUAUGAAUGAAAAUAAUUAAUUAGAUAAACAGUUUUCCUAUAUUUACUUUCCUAUUUCCUCUUAUCUCUUAAAUUGCUAACAUCUUGGAGCCUGCUAAAGGGCAGGAUCCAGUGCUUGUGAGUAUAACAUGACAUAUUGAUAUUUGCCAUUAUAUUGGUGUUGGCAUUUUUGAUGCCCAAUAAAUGAGAAUUUUAAAAAAGUGAAGAAGAGACAGGAGAAACACCCUUCAAUCGUGUUAUGAAUAAUGACGUUUCAUAACUUGUCCACCAGA